Molecule: messenger RNA, 1337 nt
Organism: Nelumbo nucifera (sacred lotus)
Lineage: Eukaryota; Viridiplantae; Streptophyta; Magnoliopsida; Proteales; Nelumbonaceae
Source: RefSeq, a predicted model, not a curated record
ACGUCACACUCUUUAGUGAUUCCACAUUUCCACGCUACUGCACUUCUCCUCGGAAUUUCCAGACGGCUUCGCGUUUAUCUGCGCCGAUUCGACCGAAUCAUGUGGGUAGAGGUUAUCUGCGGAUUGGUGAUUUACCGUCUGCUCCGGCGGUUUUUUCACGAUGACGAUGACUUCGAAAUCGAAGCCACCGAUUCUGAUGCCAAAUUCUUGGUUGCAAGCAGGAUCGAGAAACUUUAUGGCGGGAAAGUGUACCUGGGACUUAGAAUUCCAGACGCCGAAACGGGUUCUCGACAAAAUGUCGAUAUGGUUCUUCUGACGAAAGGAGAGGCAGUGGUGGUUUCAGUCAAGAAUUUCUCCGGUUUUGUGGGAAUCGAUGAUGAUGGAAGCUGGGUUUGUACAAGCGAAAACAAACACAAGACAGAGAGGCAUCCUGAUCCCGUGCUUGAAACCAAACGACAAGUUACUGUUCUUGAAUCAUACCUGGAGCAAAGGGGAGUAACUUUGCCAGAAGGAUAUCUUUCUGUCAAGGUUGUACUCCCAAAUCGAAAUUGCAGGAUCAUUCAUUCAAAUGAUUUUCCAUCAGAGGUCAUUCCUUUUGACCAAUGGACACAGCUUAAACCAGAGCCGAAGGGUACAUUUUCUGGUUGGAUUAAGGAUGCUUUUCGUGGAGGAAAGAAGGAUAUGCAAGACGGACUCCAUCAAAAGGUUCAUUUUAUUCUCAGCACAGCUCCAAUGUGGGAUAGGUUGGAGCUUAAAAAUAAUAAACACCUUUUUGGAGAAUUUCUGGAAUUUAAAGGAAAGCAAGAUGAUAUCCAGGCUUUGAGAAAUAUCAAGAGAUCAAAAGUCAGUCAAUUGAUUAUCCAGAAGUUCUCUAUGCUUGGUUUAGCUCAUUCAAAACUUCAGGUAUUGUACUCCCCUCGCGAUUUUAGAAAUGACGGUGCUUCAGUGUCUGAGUGGAAGGAGGUAACAGUAAGAUCAAAUACCGAAGUUCUAUUUCAGCCGCAGAAUUCCAACAAGGUUCGGAAAUUCAAGCUUUCAUCAAUCAUUUCCAUGUCACUUAGUGCCUGAAGCAGAAGAAAAGUAGGAAGGAACCUCCACAGCACAGUAAAAGCCACUAUUACAUUACGCCAGGAGAUAAUCACGGAACUUCCUCUCGAUCCCAAUCCAAAGAACAUUAUGUACUGUCCAUCUAUCAAAAAAAAAAAAAAAACGAAGAACAGCAUUGUGUCUAGGUCUUAAUUUUAUAUUUUGCGAGUACACCGUGUAUGUAUAUAUUACGACAGAGUUCGAAGAGACACAUGUUUUAAAUGAAAUCUCCCUAGGUAGUUGAGUGCUCA